Messenger RNA from Capronia epimyces CBS 606.96, 948 nucleotides. RefSeq lists its product as uncharacterized. Bases 1 to 948 code for a protein of 315 amino acids. NCBI's taxonomy places the organism in Eukaryota, Fungi, Ascomycota, Eurotiomycetes, Chaetothyriales, Herpotrichiellaceae. The record is from RefSeq and is a predicted model, not a curated record. Gene Ontology annotation, cellular component: membrane. Gene Ontology annotation, molecular function: palmitoyl-(protein) hydrolase activity. The transcript has a single exon.
AUGGGCUCAAUGUUAUCGUACCUGCGAGUUCCGCUAUUUGCUUCUUCUGGACUCGCUGCUCUAGGAAGCAGUCUGUUAUACUUUAAGCAAAACGACAUCAUCUAUCCAGCAAAUCUUCCCGCCGGCUCUCGAACGAACGUGCCUAGUCCACACCAGUUCCACAUUGAUGAAGCCGAAUCCAUCAAGUUCCCAACCCCCGAUGGCGAAACUCUUCACGCCUAUCUGUUGCGGCCCCCAACCCCAAGCCUGAAAAAAGACAUUACACUAGUCAUGUUUCAUGGCAAUGCUGGCAACGUCGGUCACCGACUCCCUAUAGGCAAGGUUCUGUCGGAGAGUUUAGGUUGCCAUGUGUUCAUGGUCGAGUACAGAGGAUACGGUCUGUCCACCGGCUCGCCAGAUGAAGGCGGCCUCUCCACUGAUGGGCAAACGGCCCUGGAUUUUGUCCGGAAUCAUGAAGAGCUGAGAAAGACAAACAUCGUUCUGUACGGACAGAGCUUGGGCGGAGCGGUUGCGGUGAAGGUUUUGCAAGCAAAUGAGCAGGUCGGCGAUAUCGCCGGGGUAAUUCUGGAGAACACAUUUCUGUCCAUUCGAAAGCUGAUACCUUCGGUGAUGCCGCCGGCCAAGUAUAUCGCGGCGCUUUGCCAUCAACAGUGGAAUUCUGAAGAGACCUUGGCCAGGGUCAACGACACAGAGGUCCCCAUACUCUUCCUUUCCGGUCUGCAGGACGAGAUCGUCCCUCCUUCUAUGAUGAAGACUCUAUACGAGCAAUGUCGUACCCGCAAGGUUUGGAAAGAGUUUCCCGGCGGCGACCAUAAUUCCACCGUGGCAGAGCCAGGAUACUUCGACGCCGUUUGGCAAUUCCUCGUCCAAGAUGUCUUAAGAGGCUCUCGUAAAACGAAUCUCGGGAUGGCCGAUGUCGAUGUUGACCGAUCCUCGUUGUGGAGCUGA